Messenger RNA from Loxodonta africana (African savanna elephant), 6328 nucleotides. It is a transcript of the gene RAD1, whose product is annotated as RAD1 checkpoint DNA exonuclease. The record is from RefSeq and is a predicted model, not a curated record. Bases 274 to 1122 code for a protein of 282 amino acids. Gene Ontology annotation, molecular function: 3'-5' exonuclease activity. The transcript is spliced from 6 exons. Lineage: Eukaryota; Metazoa; Chordata; Mammalia; Proboscidea; Elephantidae. Gene Ontology annotation, biological process: DNA repair; DNA damage checkpoint signaling. Gene Ontology annotation, cellular component: checkpoint clamp complex; nucleus.
UUUCUGUGUGCCCCGGUGCUUUCUCGCGGGCGGGCUGUUGAAUGGGGUUGUCUGAGACUUCGAGCAUCGUCUGAGGAACCGGGGCCCGCCCUUCUUCGCCUGUUCUGUUAGAGACGGGUUUGUGGCGCGAGACGGCUCCGAACAGACCCCGUGGAAAUAACGUAGCUUCUGUUUGGCGUGAUAAAACAAAUUGGCAACAAAUAGAAUUACUGUGUGUUUCGCGAUCCGCAGGAGCAGGUGUUGGCCCACCUUAGGGUCGGAUUGCAGUGGACGAUGCCCCUUCUAACCCAACAGAUUCAAGCUGAAGACGAUCAGUACAGCUUGGUGGCCAGCCUUGACAACGUGAGGAAUCUCUCCACUAUCUUGAAAGCUAUUCAUUUCCAAGAUUAUGCCACAUGUUUUGCUACUAAAAAUGGAAUUAAGGUCACAGUGGAAAAAGCGAAGUGUGUGCAAGCAAAUGCUUUUAUUCAGGCUGGAAUAUUUCAAGAAUUUAUGGUUCGGGAAGAAUCUGUUACAUUUCGAAUUCAUUUAACAGUCCUUUUAGACUGUUUAUCUAUUUUUGGAUCAAGUCCUAUGCCAGGCACUUUAACUGCACUUCGAAUGUGUUACCAAGGUUAUGGUUACCCUUUGAUGCUAUUUUUGGAAGAAGGAGGAGUGGUGACUGUUUGCAAAAUCAAUACUCAGGAGCCUGAGGAAACUCUGGAUUUUGAUUUCUGCAGCACCAAUGUUAUUAACAAAAUCAUUCUGCAGUCAGAGGGACUCCGUGAAGCAUUUUCUGAAUUGGAUAUGACAAGUGAGGUCCUACAGAUCACCAUGUCUCCUGACAAGCCUUAUUUCAGGUUAUCUACUUUCGGAAAUGCAGGAAGCUCCCACCUUGACUAUCCCAAAGAUUCUGAUUUGAUGGAAGCAUUUCAUUGUAAUCAGACCCAGAUCAACAGAUACAAGAUUUCUUUACUGAAACCAUCCACAAAGGCAUUAGUCCUAUCUUGUAAGGUGUCUAUUCGGACAGAUAACCGAGGAUUCCUCUCAUUACAGUAUAUGAUUAGAAAUGAAGAUGGACAGAUAAGUUUUGUGGAAUAUUACUGCUGCCCUGAUGAAGAAGUCCCUGAAUCUGAGUCUUAAGUGUCAUAAUUGACUGUGAUGUUUGUGUAUACUUGCAUGAAAGGUUAUGUUCUCAGUCUGCAUACAAUAUUCUUUGUGAUUUCUUGUUGGGUUUUCUAAAGGGGAGAAGCAAAGAGGAGAUAGGAACAAGGUGGCUGUGCCUUAAUUAGCUGCUCCGUAUUUUGUAAAGAAAUGUUUUCACUUAGGCAUGUAUUAUCCAGUAUUGGACUGCCCUGUGGUUCUGUCUUUCAACUCAUGGGAAUCAUGAGCCAAGACAAAUAAAUUAUGUGUUCUGCUUUGUUUAAGUAGAACAUUUCAAGAGUAUAAAUAUUUAAAGUUUGAUAAGGGCAUGAGUGCAUAUCUGAAAUGUUAUUUAUUAAUUAGGAAAAGCAUAUGGGUAUUGUUGAAUUCUGGGAAACACACCUUAAAGCAGUGGUUCUCAAAAUGUGGGACCCAGACCGACAGCAUCAGCGUCAUCAUAGAACUUGCCCGAAGCUCUGGGGGUGGGGCCCAGCAAUCUAUAUUUUAACAAGCCUCCCCCUAGGGGAUUCAAAUGAGUGCAAAAGUUUGAGAACCACUGUUUUAAAGGAUCUUUUUUUUUUUUUUUUUCCCAAUAGCAUUUAAUUGCAUUGAAGAGAUUGCUUACAUGUGAUUUCUUCAUAGCCAUAAUUUGAAACCUGAAGUGCAGGCAUCAAAAAAUGAGUCUGAGCAAUUCUUUAUAUGAUUUACUUUUAAAGUAUACCUUUUGAAGAAGUCAAUGAACAGGAUAUAAAACAGUCUUCACAGUUACAGAUGUUCUCAAAACUGUUACAAUGCAGCAAGUACUUAAUAGAUAACCUUUGAUUUGCCUAUAAGAGUUUCUGGACCAAACCAAGGAGUAGAAUUUUCACUGAAAAAAUUUUUGUGGCAUGUAGAUACUUUGUAUUUAAUAAAGUAUUUAAUAAAUUUUUUUUAGUUAAUAAAAUUGUUUGGCAUGUUCUCUAAUAGAAGAAAAUUUGUAACUAAAAUGACGUUUUUGCCUUCGUUACUUCAGUAGGUGACAACAGCUCAGUGUCUCUUAGUGGGCAGAGUACUGGCCUCUUGGGUGGGACAGUUCUUCACUGGAAAGACUGUCAUCCCAUUGCAGGAUUCAUUUAGCCUCUUUGGCCCUUACCCACUAAUCUGACGACCACGUCCCCAAAUAAAGGUGCCCCAUGGUUGAGGACCACUGCGUGAUAGUCACCAAAAUUUCAGAGUAUAUUUGGAAUGCCCUGCCCUGUAAGGCAGUUCUAUUCUGUCCGGUAGGGAUGCUAUGAGUUGGAAUCGACUAAACAGUGGAUUUUUGGUACCUUAUUGGAGAACUUGGAGAGUGUUGCAGAGCAGCAGCUCAGGAAAGGCUCCUCAGAACAGCCGUGAGCGCAGCUUCCCAGGCAUGUGUGCAUCUGGCCCAGGGUGCAGACCUGCUAACUGAGAAGUCUCUCGAGCAACCUGGGAAUGCCCAGCUGCUACAUAAUAAGCUGGAGUUUUGUCAAGUGCAGUAUAUGUUCAAGAAGGGAAUUAGUGAAUCUACUAAAUGUUGCCAAAAUAUUUUUUGUUUAGACAAAAUCAAGAACAGAACAAACCUAAACCAUAAUUGUGAAAGUAAUUGGUCAGCAUUCCAGGGACUACAGUUUUCUCUUAAAUUUAAAACGGGGCAGUGAUUGUUUGUUUUCACUGGUGUAUCCCAUACCUAGAACAGUGCCUGGUAUUUAAUGGGCAUUCAAUAAAUAUUUGCUAAAUGAAACAAUCUCCAUCUUCAGGUUAUCUUUUAGCAUCUUGUUAAUCACUAAUUCUGAUUAUUUCUGAAUUUUAUUUUGAUCUACUACUGUAUUUUUUAAAAGUUGAACCUGGAAGGAAUUUAAAACAAAAAUCGAUUUAAUAAGGAAGGACUGCUAUUUUGCACAUUUUAAACUAUCUGAAGCUAUACAGAAUUCAGAAACUAAUUAUAAAUCACCCUAACAUCAAAGUACUGAUUCAAUCAAGAAUUUCUUCUUUAUGUUCCGUUUACCUAGUGGUGCAGUGGUUAAGAGUUUGACUGCUAACCAAAAAAGUUGGCAGUUCGAAUCCACCAGCCACUCACUGGAAACCUACUAGGCAGUUCUCUGAAUCGACUGGAAGGCAGCAGGUUUUGGUUUUACCUAGUAAUUAACUAACUUCGUUCUAGUUCCUUCCUAUGAAAGACCACUAGGGGGAGCUCUUCAGGCAGUGUCGGGAUGCUUUGGUAACUACAAAUUCAUUUCAGGUGUAGCAUUUGGGGAGCCCUGGUGGUGUAGUGAUUAAGAGCUCGGAAGCUAAUCUUUAGUUUGAAUCCAUCAAGCUGCUCCUUGGAAAUCAUAUAGGGCAGUUCUACUCUGUCUUGUAGGGUUGCUGUGAGUUGGAAUUGACCUGACGGCGACGGGUUUGGUUUCGGGUUCAUAGCAUUUGAAGGACUAGUUUUAUUUUUAAGAGCUUUAGUUUUUUGAAGUUUUAUCUCAUUUUCUUUUCAGUAAAACUGUGCUUACCAUAAAUGGGUAGGUAACCUUUUCCAUUUUUAAUUUACUUAUUCCCCAUUUGAUGAUGUAGUGCUUCCCUCUAGAAUUGAUUGAAACAUUUCAAAAUAACAAAAAUGAUUUAAUUCUGCUUCUCUACUAAAAAUAGGGCUUAUAAUCAUUUUUAUAAGAAGCUACAGAAUUUCUGUGGUUGGUAUCAAGGGGUCUAAGUAAGAAUUAGUUGCCGAAAGGGCAGUGUAUGGCAUUGCAGUUUGGGAUAGGGAAUUCUUCAAAACAACGAAGACUCCCUUCUCCCUCUCCCUGUAUUCACACUGCCUGCCCUCCAUCUACACCUGAAACAAAAUCUACCAGGCCCUGAUAAUUUGGAGGAAGCUGUCUGGUAUUUUUUUCUUUUCCCCAUUAUGUUUGUAAUUUGCUGUCAUCUGCUUCAGAACAGGCAGUGUCGCACUCAUACGUGUGUAAGGUUACACAUAACCCAGCAGCAGCUGAUAGCUCUGACCUGAAAGUCUCACUAGCUAGCUGGUGGCCAGCUAGUGUUCUAAUCCGAAACAUCAGAGGCAGCUAUUCCAAGUGCUUCUGGUAUCCAUAUCCGUUACCACCAGAGGUUUUGGUAAUUAAAUUCUGAAGUAGGAUUUCUUUUGGGAAUUAAUAGCUUGUUGAUCAAUAUCCUAGAUGUUAAUAGGGCUCUCAUUGGUAAACUGGCGGUAUUCAGGAUAUGUGAGUUGAUUAAGUUAUUUCAGAGUAGUUCCUGGUCAUGCAAAGUUGGGGGUGAGCCACGGAAACAGAAGUGGGUCUUCACUGAGCUAACAGAACAGGCUGGGUGUUUGCUAAUAAACAUCUGUAUGUAGGGCAGUUAAACCUGGGCUUUUUUUUCUUUCCUCCUAAGUUGGUACAGAGAUUGUAGGAAAGGAGCUAACUCUCAACAUCUCAAACAUUUCAGUACCUGCUAGCUAAUUCAAAAGGCUGUGUAAGUUGUACUUGAUGAUAUUGGCUCAGGUCAUUUAGAAACAACGGGUUUGAAUGCGCUGGAUUAUCCACAUUGCUGGUUCCCACCUACUGAACUUAGAAAAUAGCUUGGUUCUCACCUACAGUUUGCCAGUGAGAAUACAACUUUGUACUAGGUUGUACCGUGCUGGACAUUUCUGAUGUGGUUUCUUAAGACUUUGUGAUUUUAUGAAAUAGUAAAAAUUUAAGACUUUUGGAACCAACAUAGGUGCUAACUCUUACUCUUGUCAGGUGUGAGGAUAUUAAAACUAUAAAUUACCAUCCAUUAUCACCACCAUUUAAGGCAUUUUAACAGCAAAAUCUCAGAAUAACGGAUAGUUAGCAACUUUAUACUAACAAUAAAGACAAGUUAGAAAUACUAAAAGCAAAUUUCAAAUGCAAGAACAGCUACAUAUAAAAUUUUAUUUUACGAUGUUACACUUUAUGCUGUUGUUUUAUUGACACAGGUCUGUCAGUUUGGAGAUCUUAAAGAUUUUGGGAUUUCACAAAAUGGUAGAAUUUUUAGGUGUCACCCAAAAUGGAGGUUGAGUGGCUAUUUCUGGUACCCACUACCCACUGUCGUGGAGACAAUUCCGACUCAUCGUGACCCUAUAGGACAGAGUAGAACUGCCCUGUAGAAGUUUCCAAGGAGCACCCGGCAGAUUCAAACUAUCGACCUCUUGGUUAACAGCUGUAGCACUUAACCACUACGCCACCAGGGUUUCCAUUUCUGAUACUUUGUUUUUAUCACAAUCGUUGUUGAAAAUCCACUUUCAAGUAGGUAUGUGAAAGUGGAACAAUUCUGAGGCCACUUUAGUGAAUUCAUAAUAUCCUGGGUAAGAACAGCAGCCCAUCUCUAGACAGGGCUAAAAUUAGCAGAGGUAGACUUGGUGACCAGUUAACAAGCACUGCCUUCAACCAGGCCUUUGGCUUUGGCCUUGAUCCUGAGUACCAAGUCAAAGCACUCUGGGAGUGAGCCAAGGAAGAGAAGCAGCUGCCAGGAGAAAGUGCACCAGUCUACGGACAAGCCUUUGGAUUAAUUGGUACGUAUGUACUCCUGACACAGCAGACCACCACUCACUACUCAUGCGUCAGCUACUACUUGAUUAUUUGGUUUUACAGACCGAACAAAGGACUAAAAUGAAGUUGUUUUCUGAAUGAAGGACUAAAAUGUCGUUCUAAGCACUGAGUGAGUGAUAGAGGUGUUAGGUAGAGACUCUUGGCUUCCCAAAGACUCAGGGUCUUUGAGCUCCAUUAAAUUAGCUCAGUUAACUGAGAAAGGAUGAAAAGGGAAAAAUAGAAAGUUUUCUAUAGUGUACACUCAAGUGAAUGAGAUUUCUCCUUUGUCCCUGAGUACACAAAGAAGAAAGGAAAAUAAUUCAAGACUGCCAUUUUCUUCUAGAUAAACACUUACUUAGAGACCAAGGAUUUUAACAUCCUCAGUGAGCAUUCCUUUCCUAACAAGCUUUUUUAAUCUGACAUGAUGAAGGUAGCUUAAAAAAAAAAAAUUUAUGUCAAGUCAAUUCCAACUCGUGUUUCGGAGUAGAACUGCACUCCAUAGGGUUCUCAAAGGCUAUAUACCUUUCAGAAGUACAUCACCAGGCCUUUCUUCUAAGGUACCUCUGGGUGGAUUACGAACCAACAACCUUUCAGUUACUAGCUGAGCUCUUAACCAUUUGCACCACCCAGGUACUCCGAAGGCAACAUAGUGGAAUUGGAAAAAGUAAUCAUCAGCA